AUGGUCCGAACACGUAUAAAGAAGUCUAACGAUGCUGUUGAUAGUGUUGGGAUUCCGGCUGCGAAGAGAGUGAAGAAUAAGAAAGAACCAGUUUCUAACGAAACUUAUAAAACAAAAACGGUAUCUAAGGAAAUUUCGAAAACAAAACCCGUUUCUAACGUAACUUCUAAAACAACACCCGUUUCUAUGGAAUGUUCAAAAAAGAAACUAGUGCCUAUCGAACCGGAAAGGUUCGGUUUGAAUUGUUCACUUCCACCUACUCCGAGCUUUGAAGACGAUAUGUUAAUUGAUGAGAAUUUCGACAACUGCGAAGAUGCUGAAACUGAGACUACUGCCACUGAAGAUACUUCGAAAAUUCAUAAAGAAACAGCCACUUAUCAUCAAUUGCGAAAUGUGAAAAUGGAAAGAGCUAUAAAUUGUGUAAAACAAGAAUUCUUCGAAACUCCGAAAACACCUCGUUUCCCACCUACGAACUUCUUUAAAAAGAAGAAUUCAACAUCUCGUCUAACGGCUCCACUGCAAGAUUUAGUGGAUAUCGACACCAGUAGUACUUCGAUGUUCACUGAUGGAAUGAGAAAUGUUCAGUCCGAUGCGCCCACUUCGGCUCCUCUGGUCACGACACCUUCAUAUGCCGCACGUGUCACUCCGUUCCUUCACUCAAAAACAGGCGAAGGAUCUCACUUUUCUUCAAAUAAUGACAAAUGGAAUCCGAUUGGAUUUACCGUUAAUAAUCUCUACAACUUGGAAAAAGGAAUUCCGCUAUCACGAUCGGAAUGCGAAGUUGAUAAUUUUUCCUAUAAUUAUUAUUCCAUUUACGUUUUACAGGAAAACCUUCAAAAGCUUUCCAAAACCGUUCAAGAAACAGAUUUCUACCCAAUACUAGAACUUGCCCAAAAGUUUCAUAACGUACAUCCGGAUUUGGAAAAGUUGGCAUUGGGUCUGGCUUUUAAUACUGCAAUGGUAACUGACACGUGCGAUUUCAUAAAAGGAAUCGGAUUCGAUCUAAGAAAGGCCACGGAGAACGAGGAAAAUGUUAUGCUACCGUGCAAAAAGACCUUCAAACUCUCUUCGAUUGUUACUCCAUCGGAAGCUGCUAAGUGGACAUCAUCUCGUUUUUAUGGCGAUGCGCGACUUCUCUUCCGAUUCGUUUUUAAAGAAGUCGCUAAAAGAGACCCGUUUUUCGUCGCAUAUUCUGCACAAGACUUCUCAAACGCCGGUUACAUCCCAUUCGGCGACAAAUUCUUCGGACCAAUAGUUCGAUUUGUAAUCAGAGGUUUCCGACAAGACAGCGACUUAAACAUUCGAACUACUUUGCAGUGCGUGGCUAGAGAAACUAUGACAAAUUUUAUUGAUCGGUUCCGUAAGGAGUAUAAAUCACAAAUGGACACCACCCCGAAAGAAGUCGCGUUCACUCUGAAGCAAUAUCUCGAGGAAGUAAAAGAAUUAGAUGAAGGAUCGUAUGUCACAGCUCUUGAUUUCACCACCAGCAACCCUCCCCAAUUCGAUUACGCCUGUCUUACGUAA
Messenger RNA from Caenorhabditis remanei, 1524 nucleotides. RefSeq lists its product as uncharacterized. The record is from RefSeq and is a predicted model, not a curated record. The transcript has 7 exons. The coding region runs from base 1 to 1524 and encodes 507 amino acids. NCBI's taxonomy places the organism in Eukaryota, Metazoa, Nematoda, Chromadorea, Rhabditida, Rhabditidae.